Messenger RNA from Physcomitrium patens, 1099 nucleotides. RefSeq names its product small ribosomal subunit protein uS7. Gene Ontology annotation, molecular function: structural constituent of ribosome; RNA binding. The record is from RefSeq and is a predicted model, not a curated record. Gene Ontology annotation, biological process: translation. NCBI's taxonomy places the organism in Eukaryota, Viridiplantae, Streptophyta, Bryopsida, Funariales, Funariaceae. Gene Ontology annotation, cellular component: small ribosomal subunit.
UGAAGGCCGAAGGAGCGAUUCUCAAACUCUCUUUUUCGUGCGUCUUGCCACAGUUCCAAGCAGCUUUUCCUGAGACGACGACCCUCCUUCCAUCAUCAUGGCUGUCGCUCAGCCGGAGGUCAAGCUUUUCGGGCGCUGGUCUUUUGACGACAUCGAGAUUAAUGACAUCUCGUUAGCCGAUUACAUUGCCGUUUCUGUGGACAAGCAUGCCACCUUCGUCCCUCACACUGCUGGACGAUACUCCGUCAAGCGAUUCAGGAAGGCUCAAUGUCCCAUUGUUGAGAGAUUGACCAACUCCCUCAUGAUGCACGGUCGCAACAAUGGAAAGAAGUUGAUGGCUGUCCGCAUUGUGAAGCACGCCAUGGAGAUUAUCCAUCUCCUGACUGACCAGAACCCCAUUCAGGUCAUCGUCGAUGCUAUUAUCAACAGUGGACCCCGUGAAGAUGCCACACGUAUUGGAUCUGCGGGAGUUAUCAGAAGGCAAGCUGUGGAUAUUUCCCCAUUGAGGAGGGUUAACCAGGCCAUCUACUUGCUUACUACUGGUGCGCGAGAGUCUGCUUUCAGGAACAUCAAGACCAUUGCAGAGUGCUUGGCUGACGAAUUAAUUAACGCAGCUAAAGGGUCUUCCAACAGCUACGCCAUCAAGAAGAAGGAUGAGAUCGAGCGUGUGGCCAAGGCCAAUCGUUAAGCUAGUUGCAAGAUGUUUAUUGCAUCUGGGAACUCUUUAAAUGUUUAAUCGUGAGGUGGAGCUGUCUCCUGGAAUUGUGGCUCACAGAAGUUUCAUGGUCAAUCAAGGUUUCUCAACAUCUGUUGCUGAGUUGAAUUGGCAGUGCUCUUAUUACUCUGAUUUGCGGACUUUAACUGUUCACUGUGUUAGUAUUGUUCUCGAUAUUCUGGCACUGCACUUUGUCUGAAGUUCCUGGUCACAGCUGAGCUGGGAAUGACCUGUUAUCUUCUUUCACACGUUUCAUAGAAUUUAGAUUUGGAACAGAUCUAGAUGAGCGAAAUGGUCAAGGCAGCCCAUGUCUUGGUAAGUAAUGUGGUGCACAGAAAUACUUGACUGCCUGUGAGCAGGUAAUGGUGUCAUCUUUCAUUUUCA